Salvia hispanica is the source of this 1521-nucleotide messenger RNA. RefSeq names its product Serinc-domain containing serine and sphingolipid biosynthesis protein. Lineage: Eukaryota; Viridiplantae; Streptophyta; Magnoliopsida; Lamiales; Lamiaceae. The record is from RefSeq and is a predicted model, not a curated record. Gene Ontology annotation, cellular component: membrane.
CAUUUUCCUGAUGAUAUGUGACUCUCUGUCUCUUCAUAUUCUUCCCAGAAAUCUCAAGAAUCUUGAGAGAGAGAGAGAGAGAGAGAGAGAGAGAGAGAGGGAAGCAAAGGAAGUGGCUAGUUUUCUCUCGAUAGGAUGGACGGGCAUGGCCGGAGUGUUGACCCUGCAACGAUAGGGACUUCAACGAGGGGGAAUGGAGGCUCUCAUGGCGAAGAACUGCCCGGUUUGGGGCAAAAGGAUAUUAAGUGCUCUGCCCGGAAGAAGAAGUCUUUGAGGGCUCGAUAUGCUUAUGGUGUCGUUUUUCUGUUGACGAAUAUAAUAGCUUGGCUCUUCAGAGAUUAUGGUGAAAGGAUCUUGCCUAUGCUGCCUUAUUCAAGAGCUUGCGGGGCUGAGGAGAGAGAAUGCUAUCAUACAAUGGGAGUGCUUCGCGUCAGCUUAGGAUGCUUUAUAUUCUUCUUUAUAAUGUUUCUAACGACAUGUAAUAUCAGCAAACUGUAUCAAGUACGAGCAGCGUGGCAUUCUGGAUGGUGGGGUUUGAAGUCUGUCAUGUUGCUUAUCUCCUUCGUGAUUCCCUUCUUCAUUCCCACGGACUAUAUUCAAAUAUACGGUGAAUUCGCUCGUGUUGGUGCAGGGAUUUUUUUAAUUCUUCAGCUCAUUAGUGUGAUUGAAUUUAUCACAUGGUGGAACAACUAUUGGAUGCCAGAUGACAACAACAACAACAAAUCUAGCAACUGUUCCAUUGGGCUAUUCAUGUCAACGGUGUUUUACAUCGCUUCUGCCUGUGGAAUCGCAGUGAUGUACGUGCUUUACGCCUCAAAGAUGUCAUGCACCCUUAACAUAUUCUUCAUCACAUGGACCGGAGUUCUGCUUAUUGUGAUGAUGGCCAUAUCGUUGCAUUCAAGGGUGAACAGAGGGCUGCUGUCAUCGGGGAUUAUGGCUUCUUACAUUGUUUUCCUCUGUUGGAGUGCUAUCAGAAGUGAGCCUGCUACUGAGAAAUGCAGCCAUGACAGAGAAAGUGGACAUCAUAUUGGUUGGUCUACUAUAGUUGGAUUUGUGAUUGCUCUAUUUGCAAUUGUAAUCGCCACAUUCUCAACAGGGAUCGACUCACAGUCAUUCCAGUUUCGUAAAGAUGAAGUUGAGCGGGAAGAAGAUGAUCUUCCAUACGGAUAUGGGUUCUUCCACCUCGUGUUCUCACUGGGGGCGAUGUAUUUCGCAAUGCUAUUCAUCAGUUGGAAUUUGGGGAGUUUGACAAGAAAAUGGAGUAUUGAUGUGGGGUGGGCUAGUACAUGGGUGAAGAUUGUGAAUGAAUGGUUUGCAGCCACAAUAUACAUGUGGAAGUUGAUAUUUCCAACAUUGAGGGAAACCAAAGUAAUGAACCAUGAAGAGGAGACCACAGAGCAAGUGUAGAUAGAUAUGUUGGACCAUGAAUUUUGAUGCAAAAUGUAAUAUAUGUCUAUUGUAAUGUAACUCUCUUUAUAUUAUAUCUAUACGCACAAAUAUAUAUACACAUUUUCUCAUUCA